Messenger RNA from Brienomyrus brachyistius, 10342 nucleotides. It is a transcript of the gene phip, whose product is annotated as pleckstrin homology domain interacting protein. Lineage: Eukaryota; Metazoa; Chordata; Actinopteri; Osteoglossiformes; Mormyridae. Bases 382 to 5856 code for a protein of 1824 amino acids. The transcript is spliced from 40 exons. The record is from RefSeq and is a predicted model, not a curated record. Gene Ontology annotation, biological process: regulation of transcription by RNA polymerase II; regulation of cell shape; cytoskeleton organization. Gene Ontology annotation, molecular function: protein binding. Gene Ontology annotation, cellular component: nucleus.
CAAAGGGGCUCGUGCCCGUGGUCCACUCUCUGCUCCGCGCUGACGACCAAAUUCACCUCGACCCCCUUUUUCCACACUAGAGGUGCCCCGGAUCGCGACGUGCGACCGGGCGCAACGUCCGUGAAUAAAACCACCCUGUAUUAUUUGUACUCAGUGACGCCCGUUUGGGCGAACCGCGUCGGCAUUGCGGGGACUACAUGUUGAAGCGCGGAAGAGAAAAAAUCCGAGCCGGAUCUACUUGCUCUCACCCUGCCUGUGUGUUGGCUGAAUGGAGGAGCGACUCUUCCUGGUGAAUAAACAGUGACAGCUAUAGGGCAGACACUAAUACCCGUUUCACAGCACGGGCAGACACCUUAUCCUUUACAAUAAAACAGCUCAAAAAUGGCUUCUGACAGUAAACACGUCGCGCAGUUGACAUCUGAGCUGUACUUCCUAAUUGCCCGGUUUUUGGAAGCUGGACCUUGUCAAAACGCGGCUCAGACCCUGAUAAAAGAAGUGCAGGAGAAAGAGUUGCUGCCGAAAAGAACCGACUGGACGGGACAACAACACCCCGGGACUUACGAAAAUUUGGUGAAGCUGUAUGGCCACAUCUCUCCUGAACACCUGCUCCGGAUCUGCGAGGUCGUGGGGCCGCUGCUGGAGAAGGAGGUUCCGGCCAGCGUGCCAGGGGUGCAGUCUCUGCUGGGCACUGGCCGCCAGUCGCUGCUGCGCACUAACAAAAGUUGUAAACAUGUGGUCUGGAAGGGCUCCGCCUUGGCCGCCCUGCACUGUGGGAGGCCCCCUGAGCCACCUGUCAUCUACGGAAGGCCCCCUAACAUAGUGGAGACGUCCUAUGGGAGGCAGCUCAACGGGAAGUACAGACUGGGCCAGCUGGUUCCCACAGCCAUCUACCAGCACAUGAAGAUGCACAAGCGGAUCCUGGGUCAUCUGUCCUCUGUCUACUGUGUCACCUUUGACCGCACCGGCCGUAGGAUCUUCACGGGUUCGGACGAUUGUCUAGUGAAGAUCUGGGCGACCGACGAUGGUCGGCUGCUAAACACGCUGCGUGGUCACGCUGCCGAGAUCUCCGAUAUGGCCGUCAACUACGAGAACACCAUGAUCGCCUCAGGCAGCUGUGAUAAGAUGAUCCGCGUUUGGUGCCUGCAAACCUGCGCACCCCUGGCUGUACUGGAUGGCCAUGGCGCUUCCAUUACCUCCUUACAGUUCUCCCCGCUGUGCAAUGGAGCCAGGAGAUACCUCUCCUCCACUGGGGCUGAUGGGUCUAUUUGCUUCUGGCAGUGGGACGCCAGGACACUAAAGUUCAGCCCAAGACCCAGUAAAUUCACGGAGCGGCCGCGUCCUGGGGUACAGAUGAUCUGCUCUUCUUUCAGUGCCGGUGGAAUGUUCUUGGCAACAGGGAGCACAGAUCAUGUCAUCCGAGUCUAUUUCUUCGGUUCCGGGCAACCGGAGAAGAUAUCAGAGUUGGAAUCGCAUACUGAUAAAGUGGACAGUAUACAAUUCUCCAACUGCAGCGACCGGUUCGUCAGCGGCAGCCGAGAUGGUACAGCGAGAAUCUGGCAGCUACACCAGCAGGAGUGGAGGAGUAUCCUGCUGGACAUGGCUAGCAAGCUCCCAGGGAGCAACCCCCCACCUCUGGAAGACAAAGUAACUAAGCUGAAAGUUACGAUGGUGGCUUGGGAUCGCCAUGACAACACGGUCAUCACCGCCGCGAACAACCUCACCCUGAAAGUUUGGAACUCCUACACGGGGAACCUCAUCCACAUCCUCACGGGGCACGAGGACGAAGUGUUUGUGCUAGAGCCGCAUCCCUUUGACCCCAGGGUGCUGUUCUCCGCGGGGCAUGACGGCAAUGCCAUCGUCUGGGAUCUGGCCAGAGGAGUGAAAAUCCGCUCGUACUUCAACAUGAUCGAGGGACAGGGCCAUGGCGCCGUCUUCGACUGCAAGUGCUCGCCGGACGGCCAGCAUUUCGCCUGCACUGACUCCCACGGACACCUGCUAAUUUUCGGCUUCGGCUCCAGCAGCAAGUACGAUAAGAUUGCAGAUCAGAUGUUCUUCCACACUGACUACAGGCCGUUGAUCCGCGACGCCAACAACUACGUGCUGGAUGAGCAGACUCAGCAGGCCCCACAUCUCAUGCCCCCCCCUUUCCUGGUGGACGUGGAUGGGAACCCCCACCCUUCCCGCUUCCAGAGACUGGUGCCCGGCCGGGAGAACUGCCGGGAGGAGCAACUCAUUCCUCAGAUGGGGGUCACGUCCUCGGGUCUGAACCAGGUCCUGAGCCAGCAGGCAGGUGACGGCUCCAGCCCACUGGACAACAUGAUCCAACGGCUACAGCAGGAGCAGGACCAGCGGCUGUCCGGGGAUGCGGGAGGCAGCGCCCCCAGCAGGGCUACCCGAGGCUCUGUGAGCUCUCCCACAGAGGUGCAUUCCCCACCAAACGUGGGCUUGCGACGCAGCGGGCAGAUUGAAGGCGUGCGGCAGAUGCAUAGCAACGCCCCUCGGAGUGAGAUCGCCACCGAGAGGGACCUGGUGGCGUGGAGUCGCCGCGUGCUGGUGCCCGAGCUGGCCGCCGGCAUUGCCAGCAAGCAGGAGGUGUGGAGGGCGGCCAAGGGCGACGAGGAGAUCAGCAGCUAUCGCAGCGAGCGGCGGCGGAGAUCUCUGGCGAGCCACCUGCAUCGCGAGCCCAAGACCUUCUCCCCACGCUGCCCCCCCGAGCCGGCAAACGACGAGAGCCGCCGCCCCCUGGCCAACCAGCACAACUACCACACUCGCGCCGCCGUGGAGGAGAACAGCCGGCAGAGCGAGCCGGCCGAGGAUGACAACAGCUCCUCUGAGGGUGAAGGAGAGGCGCGGCCCCCAAGCAGGGAGAGCUCGGACGAGGAGAAGGGAGAGAAUGAACCCUGGCCAGACGACAACAGCAGCUCCAGUGACUACUCCAGCGACUACUCUGACUGGACGGCCGAUGCCGGCAUCAACCUGGAGCCGCCGAAGAAGACGGUGCGGCACAAGAAGAAAACGGCGAGCAGUUCCGAGGAGGACGGCGAGAAGAAGAAGGAUAACAAGAAGGACCGAAAGAAAGAGAAGCAGGAGAAGGAUGGCAUACUACCAAAGAAAAAGAAGCCAAAAAAUAAGAGGAUGAAGAGGCUGCCCGUGGGAGAGUUCCAGGACCAAGGCCUAACGCUAGAGGAAUGGCUUCCAUCAGCCUGGAUCACUGCCAUCGUACCCCGGAGGUGCCCCUUCAAUCCACAGAUGGGUGACGAGGUUUACUACUUCCGCCAAGGCCACGAGGCCUACGUAGAAAUGGCAAAGAAGAACAAGAUCUUCAGCAUUAACCCCAAAAAACAGCCUUGGCACAAGAUGGAGCUCAGGGAGCAAGAGUUGAUGAAGAUUGUAGGCCUCAAGUACGAGGUAGGCCUUCCCACGCUGUGCUGCCUGAAGCUGGCCUUCCUGGACCCCGACACCGGCCGGCUCACCGGGGGCUCCUUCUCCAUGAAGUACCACGAUAUGCCUGACGUCAUUGACUUCUUGGUCCUCCGGCAGCAGUUUGAUGAUGCCAGGCACAGACAGUGGAGAAUAGGUGACCGGUUCCGCUCGGUCAUCGAUGACGCUUGGUGGUUCGGCACCAUAGAGAGCCAGGAGCCCUUCCAGCCGCAGUACCCUGACAGCCUGUUCCAGUGUUACAACGUGUGCUGGGACAAUGGCGACACAGAGAAGAUGAGCCCAUGGGACAUGGAGGUCAUCCCCAAUGAUGCUGUGUUUCCUGACGAGCUGGGCCAGAGCGUGCCCCUGACGGAAGAGGAGCAUCGGCAGCUGCUUUACGUGCCACUGGAGGGCGAGUGGGGGUCCCGCACACGCAAUGAUGAGUGCGAGCGCAUCAUCGCCGGCAUAGACCGCCUCUGCACACUAGACCUUGCCGCCCCAUUCGCGUCCCCCGUGGAUCUGCAGGCAUAUCCCACUUACUGCACCGUAGUGGCCUAUCCGACGGACCUCAGCACCGUCAGGGAGAGGCUAAAGAACCGCUUCUACAGGCGGAUGUCAUCGCUGAUGUGGGAGGUCCGCUACAUAGAGCACAACGCACAAACCUUCAACGAGCCGGGAACAACCAUCGUCAAAACAGCCAAAUUCUUUUCAGAUUUAAUGCUGCAGUUCAUAAAGGACCAAAGUUGCACCGAUAUUAUUCCUCUGUACAACAGUAUGAAGAAAAAGACUUUCUCUGACACUGAAGAGGAGGAGGAAGAGGAAGAGGACACUGAUGCUCCCGGAACGUCCACACGCAAGAAGAAGGAGCACAAGCCGAUCCUGAGGAAGCUCAGGAACAAGGCGCAGUCGUACGACAUAAAGGCCUGGAGGAGUCGCUGCAAGGAGCUGCUGGACCUCAUCUUCCAGUGCGAGGACUCGGAGCCCUUCCGUGAGCCGGUGGACCUGCAGCUAUACCCGGACUACACAGACAUCAUCGACACGCCAAUGGACUUUGGCACGGUACUGAAGACGCUGCUGGCUGGAGACUAUGAAUCCCCCAUUGACUUGCGCAAAGACGUGCGGCUCAUAUUCAGCAACUCGAAGGCGUACACGCCCAGCAAGAAGUCUCGGAUUUAUAGCAUGAGUCUGCGGCUCUCGGCACUCUUUGAGGAGCACGUGUCGUCCAUCAUCUCCGACUACCGCUCCGCCCACCGCUUCCAUUCAGCCAAUAAGCUGACCAGGCAACGACUGAAGCGUCGCCGGAGCUCCUCCCUCUCCAGCAGCGCCGCCUCCAGCCCAGAUCGCAAGCGCCGUGCAGCCCGGGCCCCGCAGUCAACAGCCCCCAGCGUGUCCCCCCCAUCGCUGGGCCCCUCUCGUCCUCCGGCGCUCAGACAGAACCCGUCCCAGAUGAACGGGAGGGUGGAGGCCCUGGCAGCUGUUCGCACGCGUAGUGCCACGCGUCAUGGCAACCAUACGGCUGCUGACCCAGCAUCAUCACCAUCAUCAUCAUCAGCCAAUCGAGAGCUCUCUGGCAGAAGCAAACCUGUGACAGAGACGCCAUACAAGUAUCUGAGAGCCCAGAACUCCAUCUCCUCCCCAGGUCUCUCCAGCGACGCAGAAAAUGCCCGGGGCUUCUCACAGACCUCCGACAGUGCCACAAACUCAGUGCGGCGGAAAUUGAGGCCUGCAACACUCCGUCGCCCAGUGACCCCCCAGCAGAGUCCUGGCACCCCCAACAGCGUCCAGCUUAAUGGCCAUAGCAGUCACCUGACACUGGCCAUAGGGCGGCGAGGGCACAGGACCAAGUUGGAGACCCCCAUGAAACAAGAGGUUGUCGUCAAGCCACCGGGGAAAAAGCGAGGGCGCAAGAGCAAGAAGGAGCUGGAGGCGCUGCGGGGAGCGGGGCAGUGGAACAGCACGGAGACUGAGGAGGAGGAACAGUCUGCCAGCGAUGAGGCUGGGAAUGCUACCUCUGCUACAGUGGUGGGGAUUAUGGACGCAGGCCGGCCGCGGAGGGGAAGAAAGCCCAAGAGUUUGAAGCCACCGGAGGAGUGUCCGGUCAGCCAAGACCCCUCCAGUCCCAGGAUCCUCCGGAGGAGCAGCAGGAGGCAGAAUGAGGAGCUUCCGGCACCAGCAGCCCCGCAGGAGGACAUAGGAGGGGCGUCGGAACGUGUGCAGCCGGAGGUGGAUGAGCAGGGCGAGGACGAUGGGGGCGUCAAGGCGCCGAUGAAGACGCGGAACCAGGGCCGCAGGACGGCUUUCUACAACGAGGACGACUCCGAGGAGGAGCAGAGGCAGCUGCUCUUUGAGGACGCCUCCAUCACUUUCGGCACCUCCAGUAAAGGCAGGGUGCGAAAGCUGACUGAGAAAGCAAAGGCCAACCUGAUUGGCUGGUGAGAAGGGGAUGUAACUGAUGGACAAGGCAGAGCCCAACCUGAUUGGUUGGUGAGAGGACAUAACAGACGGAGGAGUCCAGGUCGAACUUGAUUGGCUGGAUGACUUUCUCCGUGAUGUCCUGGCAAGAGCCCCCAAUCCCACCCCACCCCCCACCCCGGACAAUGCGAAACUUGCUGCUAAAUGCUGUGCAUCCAGUGCUGAACCGGCGCAUGGGACCAAAACCAGGGCCCUUAGACGGCCACACUUUGAUAAUGUGUCUCCCUCACUCACGCUCACUAUUACACAUGCUACAGUUUUAGCCUUCACACGCAAUAGCCACAAUACAAGGUCUGAUGGAAAUUUCAGACGCUCCUCUUGAGCGAGAUUCUGAUUUUGACCGACAUCAGUCCCAUGUCAUCAGUUGUGCGGCAUGAGGAUUAGCUGUCGGCCAGCAGGGGACUACACGUCACUAACAGUGGGCAGGAAUGGCUUGGCCCGUGCAUGCCCAUUCAGUGUGGUUGCAGAGAUCUGAAGGGGAGCUGCUGUUUCACUUUAUCCAGCCUGUGAAAUGGCUUUACUAAAGGUCUGGGAUUUCUCAAACAGAAUUCUCUUUUUUUUUUUUUUUUUUGUCUCUAUAGCUCAGACUGACUUGAAAAUGUUGCUCUGUGCUCAUCAGCCUUUUAUAAUCGUGUUUUUGUACGGUUUCUACUUGCGCAUCAUACCUUCUCGUGUUUCCGUGAUUUCAGUCGGAGCGUGCCAGGCGAGGCCGCAUAGGGUGAAGGGAGAUUGAAGCCCCCCCCCCCCACCGGUCUAGGUCCACCCCCAUUCUGUGAUUGUUCCACUGUAACAGCCCUGUUAAAAGCAGUGCCAUAUCUCUUGUCAAACUUAACUAUUUAUCCUGUAUCUUGCUGCUCCGGGGGUUGGAAAUUGCCGGAACAUUGACAGUUAUUUUUGAUUUUGGUUAUUUUUCUUUACAUAUAUAUAUACAUACACACACACACCCCAGCGAAUCAGAGGUAGAUAUGAUAACUCCAUCCCAGUUGUGAUCUCACUAUUUAUUUAUUUAUUUUCAUCCAAAGCGACCUGGCAUUCUCCUCUGGCCAUUUCAUACAGCUGUAUACUUCACCUUGUUUUGAAGUAUACGUUUCAGGCCCUUCCAGGGACUAGAACUCACAGACUUCUGGUUUCUUGAAUCCUUAUCCACCAUCCCACCUGCAGCUUGGCCAUAUGGAGUAAAAAAAUGUACAGUGACCUCGUACAAUACAUUUAGAACUUAAAACAACAAAAAAAAAUCAUAACAGCAUGGCUAGUUUUAGGGAAUUGUCUUUUACAUUUGUUUUCAAUUUAGUUUUUUUUUUCAUUAUAUAACACACUUCAGUCCUGAAUAUUAAGAGUAAAUACAGACUUUACAUUUAGCAAUAAAUUGUGCCUUUAUAUGGUUUAACAUGAAUCAUUCAAUCUUAAACGCAUUUUUAUUUAAACCAUUUUACUGGCAGGCUGCUAUAGUAUAGCUGAGAUUUUCCGAGGACCACGUCUUUAGAUUUUGCCUCCCCGUCUGCGGCAGCUGGCAGUUUCGGGUGACCAAGCGGACGCAGUUUGUGCGGAGAUCUGCCUCUCGGUUACUGCAGGCCUCUCGGUCAGAUCUUCCGACGGGACGUUUGGUUCAUUAGCUUUUCGUACUGAAGGAAUUGGCGUAAAUCUGGUACAGAGAAAAUAAGUAUCACGUGUUGCUGGUUUGUUCGAGCGUUUAGUCACCAGACGUCUUUUAAUAUCUAGUAAAAUGUUGAGCAUGCAGCGAAUCUGAAAACGCACAUUGCGGAUCCAGCCGUGCAGUUCGAGAGAAGCGAACUGAUUCGGAUAUCCCACCGAGGACGGAGCUCUAUAGAUGCAUUUUCCCAAAGAAAGUUUUUCUUUUCUUUGUAAAUGAUAUGUGAAUGAGGAAAUCAGUGGUGGUACUCCCGAACGGAAUGUCAGCGGUUUGGAGAGACGAGUUUCAAUUUUAUCACGUAGGCUAAUUAAAACACUGUUUUAACUGUUGUUUGGCUGCUGAAUUUAAUAUUAACAUAGGCCACUAUUCACCCAUGCACAGUUUUACAGAGAGCAUUACCUUGGGUAGAAGGAUGAAAGGAAAAUACGGAAUAAGUUGGGUGAGACAUCCCGGUAUCCCGCAGCUUCUCCCGAUUGGUAUCGGGAUAAUGCAGUUUGGUUUUGCAGCAUUUUGGUACGUUAAAGAAGUACAACUCGUAUAGGACGGUGGUCCCUCGACCUCGGCUAGUGGUGAAGCCGUACGUGAUGGGUACACGAAGCCGAAAUUAUGCGGAUGCGACAGGUUUUACGGCGUCGGCUUGGGGGGAGCGGUGGUCCCUGCUACACGGCAGCCGAGGCGGCGAUGUCGUGCUGGUCACGAUGGACGGCCGGCGUAAUUGAAAUGGCAUCAUCAUAAUGGCACUAGGGCUGCCCCGCUCCCGGAGUUUUUGUCAUACGGGGACCUUCGUGCCCGCAGAAAUUCGGCUUAUGCUCAUUGUCUGCUGGGACUGAAUGGGGGAAUCUCAAGGCAUUUUCUCACUCUGUUAAAAAUGCUGAUUCCUUUGUCCUUGACGAAUUUAAAUUCAUAUCAGGAAACGCAAGUCCAGGGAAUUUCCAUUGUAGUGCGCCCACGGCUUGAACUAAUUUUCUAGCGUGAUUUUUCUCAUUUCUCAUUUCUGUCGAAUGGAUCUAGGUAUUAAGGAACGUAGUGAUAAAACAAAACGUAAUAAACAGUCGGUGUGGUACAGGGUGUCUUUAAACAAGAAAGUGAAAUUAAGAAGGAACAUCUCCAAGCUGGUGGCUAAGGAAAUAUCAACCAAGGUGCCUGUUGGUGGUGGGGCUGAACACGGAUCUUAUGAGACACUAGACAUGUUCCAUUGUCAUCCCAUUUCUCAGCCGUUUAACCUUCGGUUUUAUGUAAGUUUGGGAGUAUGACACAUUUGCCAAAGACUGACAUGGACCUGAAGUGUUUGUGUGCCGGAGGAGAGCCGAGGUGGUGUGGACCCAUUUCCCGGUGUUGGUAUGUUGUAGUGUGGGCCCAACCAGAAUGACUGAAAAGGUUGGCUUGCACUUCAACGCCAUUGCAAAACCUUGGAUGACCUAAGUUUAUCUCUUUUCUUUUCCUUUUUUUUAUAAUAAUGAUUAAAAAGAGUUGUCCAAUGUAUUUCAGAUGUCCAUAGUAUAUACAUGUGUUGAUACUACAUAGCCAAGAUAUUAUAUAAAAUACCUAAGGUACAGCAAAUUAUUUGUUUGUGUAACUUUAAUAUGCACUUACAAUAUUUGGAGUUUAAUACAUUGUUUAUUUCUUAGGAAAAAUAUCUAGAUUAGGUUAACCUCCUAUAUUUUUUGUAAAAUCUUUUUAAAGUGUUUUUCCUCUUCGUUUGAUUGUGGCCACAUCUCCGUCAUGUGCAGCCAUGUUUCAUUGAGCAUUGCAUGGAUUUUAGCUGCACUUUUUCAGGCAUGUCUAAUGCUGACGCAGGAGAAGCAUUCCCAGAAAAAAUCCUGUUUGAUGAUUGUGCCUUGUAUACUUUGGGAUUUUUUGUUUUCUUCGCGUCUUUGCAACGCAGGACGUGCUGGGGGUUAGGGGUGCGUUUCUGUAAAUGAUUAAAGGUGUUCGACGCCUCCGAGGCUGGGUUUGGACAUGUAUUGUCCAGACCAUGUGCACUGUGUGGUUCUGUACUUAACAGCAGCCUGUCUGCUUUUAGAGGUUUUUUUUUUGUUAUUGCCAAAAAACAUUUUACUGAACACUGUAGUACAGUCCUGCUACCUUUAAAGGACCUUUCAUGAAUGUCUUAAUUUGUUCUCUCCUUAUUUCAUUUAAGCAGGUUCAGUGAACCAAAUACAUGUUUGGUAAUACACUGGAAGCUUAACAUGGUACAAGUCACGAUGCGGCGAUCUAUACUGUGUAGGGAAAUUGACGUGUAAAUACGAUGCUUGUUACAUGCUGUCGCUGUAGUGUUUUGUCAUAUCCUGUCAUUAUACGAGCAGGUAUACAGUAGAUAUAUUGGUGCAUUUAAUUGUGCUUAAAUGGUAUAUAUAUUUUUUUUUUUACCAUUACUUAUGAUUUCUCCCUCUCCUUUUAAAACAGACAGACUGCCUGUUAACGUAUUGUACAUGAUGUAUGUAACACGUUCCAAAAUCACAGAGAUGUGUUUGUGACUUAACUGUGGGGCGGGGGAGGGAUCAGCUAAGGAUUCCCAAAAGUGUGUGAAAACCGUGUUGUACCCCCACCCGCAAAGGGAUUUCCCUGCUUCCAUCUCUCCCUAUGCUGAUUUCAUUUUAGGUUUUCUUACUGGCUGUUUGGAAGAUUUUGUCCUACUGUGGAGGGUUGGGGGAGGGGGCUUUCUAUGUUAGUUUGUAUACUUUUUUAAGAAAAAUACCCAAAGGCAAAAAAAAACCUCACCUAGAAUGUAUGUGUAGAGUACUGCUGUCAUAUUAGUACAUAACUGAUAUUUUUAAGAAAUAAACAGUUGUGUUUCCA